AUGGACGGUGUCAUUCCCGCCAGGCAUGGGAAUGGUGCCCCCGUGAGAUAUACUUGGGACGAGGAGGGCGCCGUGAGGAAUAUUGAGCCAUUGGAAAAGGUGCGCGAAAGAACCGAGGGACUUUCAUCUCAUGGACGUCACACUGCGAGAGACUCGAGAUCCAGGAUUAACUGGCCAUUCCACCAUCACACCACAUCCGAAGUGCCGUCAACAUCCUAUACCGCAAGUCAUUUCGGCCAUUUUCGAAGAGCGACGGCCCAGACAAAGUCGUGGUUCAAGGAUGCUGGUGAUUCUGCCAGCGUUUUGAGCAGAUCGCUCGUGCCAGACUAUGUUGUGCAUUACAUGAGGGGAGAAACUCCAGAGACCCUGGCCAGGAAAAGGGAGCAGGCGAGAUGGGGCGAGAAGGACAUUAUACUCACGCCACAGCGGGAACGUCUCAGGUCACAGCAAGCAUUUUUCGAGGAUCCCUUUGGCUCACAGAUCAACCUUGCGGGCAACUACGGGGGGUAUGGACAAGGGCAACGAGGCUUGGGAAGAUUCAUGGUCGGUUGGAGAGGAGGCGUGGCCUUUAAUGCACUCAUGGCCCUGAUUUUUCUGCUCGUGGCCGUCGUGUGCUUUGCUCUCGUUUCGUCAAAGAUCAAAGUCUUUGGCGGAGACUAUAUCUUGCUGUCAGGAUUCUGCUCGACGGUUUCUAGCUACAAUGCCUUGUUGCACGCACUGAUCAACAUUUUGUGCAUUAUACUCCUGGCUGGCGGCAACUAUGUCUUUCAGUUGCUUUCGAGCCCAACCAGGGACGAGCUCACCGAGGCACACGACAAGAAGAAAUGGCUCGACAUUGGAAUCCCAUCCAUCCGAAACCUCCCUCACAUCUCCGGCCUUCGGGCAACUAUCGCUGCAAUCGUUGUCCUCACGGUUGUGGCGACCCAAGUAAUCUAUAAUGCAAUAAUUUUCACUUCCCAGACUGCUGCCGAGACAUGCGAUCUUAACACAAGCAGUGCCCUUCUAGGCAUUGUGGCCCUGCUCAAUCUGGUCACCUUUGGCAGCAUCGUGGCAGUGAUGAGCCGAUCCAGGUUCAAGCCUCUUGCGACCUUGGGAGACUUUAUCAGCUCCUUUCUAUGUCACCCAGAUGCCACCACCAAGAGCGCCUGUCUUCUGUCCAAGAAGGACGUCAAGGCGGGUUCUUGGGGUUAUAGCGAGGCCAAGUAUUUCAGCCCAAGUACGCACCUCUGGUUAUUCACACCAUCCGCGUUGCGCUGGCUGUUGAUGGUCUUUUCCUGGUUAUUGCUGGCCGCCCCGACCGUGGCAGCUAUUGGCCUUUUCGUGCCUACAGAUCCCGACGGCAUCUCGACACCUUUCGGCACAUCUACAUCAUACACAACAUUUCCUUUACCAACCUCCAUCACAAAAGUGCAAAUGGCCGUGCUGGCAUGUCUGCCGCAAGUGCUUCUAGCCAUCCUUUACAUGGUCACCAACUCUCACCUAACUACUUAUUAUCUUUCGCACGAGCUAUCCCUCUUUGCCCUUGGACCACGACCGCUCCGAGUGUCCUGCGACGCCCGUGGCGCUCAGGUGGCCUCUCUCUACAUGACUCUUCCGCGACCAAUUUCCUGGGGGCUCCUCGCCUUCUUCGCGGCUAUGGGCUUUGUCCUUUCGCAGGCCGUGUUCCCAGACGUGAUUACGGAAACUAGUCUUACCGCAACAGCCAACCAAGUUCCAGUCCUAGCCGUCGCCUUUUCAGUGCAGGCACUCGUAGUGCUGCUGGCUCUGCUGGGUGCCCUCAUGAUGAUUAUCGUGGGCUUGGGCCUGCGGCGCGCACCCGGUUCGGCCCUGGUCAAUGGGCGGGAAAGGGGCAACCCGCUGGCGCUGCGGGGAGGCAGCUGCAGCGCGGCGCUGAGCGCAAAGUGCCAUCCCGCGCCCGGCGAGAACGAGCCCUGGACCCAAGAGCUGACCUGGGGGGUCGUGUCCGAUGGUCUCGGCAUGGAAGACAGCUGCUGCGGCUUCAGCGCCCUGAGUGUGGGAGCUGUGGAUGUCGGACGAGCUUACGCAUGA
Molecule: messenger RNA, 2049 nt
Organism: Pestalotiopsis fici W106-1
Lineage: Eukaryota; Fungi; Ascomycota; Sordariomycetes; Amphisphaeriales; Sporocadaceae
Exons: 3
Coding region: 1-2049 (682 amino acids)
Source: RefSeq, a predicted model, not a curated record